AUGUCCUCUUUUGAUUUUAGAUUUUGGAAAAAGCAAUCUUCACCUGGUGGUGGUGGUAAUGCUUCACCAAAUGCAGAUAUAGAGAAUCAGGAUAAUCGGCCGUUGUUAUCAUCGUCUGUGCCAACCUAUAGUACAUUCAAUGAUGACGAUCUACCUUUGAGGCCACCCGCCAACACUGACGACGAUUCCUCCGACGAGGAUAUGUCACGUGUCGAUAUCUCGAGAUUCGACUCGACUUCACCGAUGGAUGAUAGCGGCAACAGCAGUAGCAAUCGUCGUGAAUCCCCACAGUCGAGCACGGUCAACAUCCUCGAUGAGCCACCCUCGACAUGGCGUAAUUUCGUGAGCAGACUGCGCACCAUCCAAAAGAAAGAAGUACAACAUCAACUCAAUGUAUCGAGAGGUGUAGAAUCACCUUCUUCGCUACUGCAGGCUUCAUCUUCCGACACUUCCUCUAUCUCGCCAAUCGGCUCGAUGUCACCGAGCGAGCAAUCGCCAAUGAUACAAUCGGCCAACGGUUUGUAUAAUUCCUAUCAAAAUCCAGCUGGAUUAUCACCAUUGUCAUCAUCAUCAGCUUUGCCAAUGGAGAUGUCACAACCCGGACUGAAUGUAUCUCAGCAACGGCGACAUCGCCACCAGCAUCGCGAAAAGCUGGAAACAGAACAACCGACUUCCACCAAGGAUCUGGUGAUCAAAACGAUUAAACAUAAUAUAAAGACAGCACAAAAGCGAGCACCCUAUUAUAUUCCGAUUCUAAGUUGGCUGCCCAAGUACGACAAGAGCAAUUUGUCGGGCGAUAUCAUUGCCGGAAUCACAACGGCGAUCAUGUUGAUUCCACAGGGUAUGGCAUAUGCCUUUCUCGUGGGAAUACCUUCGAUUCAUGGUUUAUACACUGGUUUGAUACCGGUUUUAGUUUAUUGUUUCUUUGGAACCUCGCGACAGUUGUCGGUGGGACCGGAAGCAGCGGUUUCUCUGAUUGUCGGAACUACGCUGAAACAGAUCUCCGAUGAAAACGAUGUGCCGUUGACAACACCGGAACUGAUAGAUUUGGCAAUCAUGUUAUCUUUUAUAGUUGGUAUAUUUUCACUGGCACUCGGUCUACUCAGAUUUGGUUUCCUCUCUGAAGUACUCUCACGUCCGCUGAUCCGUGGUUUCAUUCUGGCGAUUGCAGUGACAAUCUUACUCGACCAAAUGGAUACACUACUAGGUUUGACAGGCGUAACAGGUUCAGGAUGGAGAAAAGUCGUUCCAAUAUUCAAAUCUAUACACACUGCCAAACCAAUAGCAUAUUGUAUGUCAAUUGGUGCAAUUACUUCUUUAUUUAUUAUGAAUAAAUUGAAAAGAAUGAUUCCAGAAAAGAGAACAAAGAUUAUACAUCAUAUUGGUUUCUUUAUUCCAAGUAUUUUGGUUGUUGUGGUCAUUGGUAUUUCAGUGACAUCGAUUUUCAAGUUGGGAGAUAAAGGAUUGGCUGUUCUUGGUUACACGGAGAUCCGUCGUAAACGACAAAGCCGGUGCAAGAUCACAGCUGGCUGGAUUCGUUACUUUCAUUAUCAUCUUGUUCACCUGUCUCUUCUUGAUGCCUGUGUUCCAACAUCUGCCAAGAUCGGUUUGAUAGUUAGCAUUGGUAUGUCUUGUUUCAUGGUGAUCAAACAGUCGUCUGCCCCUCAUUUCUCCGUGCUUGGACGUAUGCCAGAAUCCACAAAGUAUAAAGAUAUCACACUGUUCACAGAGGCAAGACAAGUCGAUAGCUUAAUUAUCAUUCGUUUCGACGAGAGUAUCUAUUUCUCCAACGUUGGACAGGUCAAAGAAAUUCUUUUCAGAAUCGAAAAGCUCGGUUCUGCAAUGGCACAUCCAUCCGAGGCCGAGGGUGGUCAGACACCACUCAAAGGUGUUGUAUUUGACAUGAGAAAUAUACCAGUUAUAGAUGCAAGUUCUAUUCAAAUAUUACAUGAAAUUGUAUCAAAUUAUGAAAAGAGAGAUAUUAUUGUAACAUUUGUAAAGCUUAAAGAUUCGUUAAAGACAAUGUUUUUAAGAGGUGGAUUCUACGAUUUGAUUGGAACAGAUAGAUUCUAUACGAGUAUACACGAGGCUGUCAUUAGAAUUCUUGGUGGACCACCAAGAACACACUCAUCCUAUUUCACCACACAGAUUCUAGUGCCAAAUGAGCAACAGAUCGCCGAAAAUCAACCGUCAGCCAUAUUACUGACUGAUGAUAAUACUAAUUCACCAAUAAAUAACUACAGUGAUAGUAGAUUAAAUGGUACACCAAAAGAACACCAUCAAAGUUCCAUGGAUAUUGAAAGUGGAUCCAAGAUUGCUAACGUUGCUGAUCCUUUAAUAUUGAUAAAUUAA
This is a messenger RNA of Heterostelium album PN500, 2352 nucleotides long. Its product is annotated as RNA recognition motif-containing protein RRM. Gene Ontology annotation, cellular component: membrane. Lineage: Eukaryota; Evosea; Eumycetozoa; Acytosteliales; Acytosteliaceae. The record is from RefSeq and is a predicted model, not a curated record. Gene Ontology annotation, molecular function: sulfate transmembrane transporter activity. Bases 1 to 2352 code for a protein of 783 amino acids. Gene Ontology annotation, biological process: transmembrane transport. The transcript is spliced from 6 exons.